UAGUUUCGAUUAUUUGCAUUUGAGUUUGAACUUUUAUUACCUUUUUUUUACAUCUUUUGUUUGAAUAAUCCCGAUCAUCUAUCAAUCACUACUUAUCAAAGUUGAAGCAAGCGCGUAACUAUUCAAUUUUAAUUCAGAAAAUUAAAAUGGCCACAAAACGCGCUUGUGGUUUUGUAAUUUUUCGCAAACAAUGCCAAAUUAUUGAAUACCUUCUUUUACAAACAUCCUACGGAAUAAAUCAUUGGACUCCACCCAAAGGUCAUGUAGAUCCUGGCGAAUCUGAUAUGACUACAGCCUUACGUGAAACGUACGAAGAAGCAGGAUUAAAACAGGAAGACUUAAAAAUUUACGAGGAUUGUCAAAAAAUUUUAAAUUACGAUGUACAAACUAAAUCAGGAAAGACAAAACCUAAGGCUGUUAUUUAUUGGUUAGCAGAACUCAUAAAUCCAAAUCAAAAAGUUACUUUGUCGGAUGAACAUCAAGAUUUUAAAUGGCUAGGAUUAAAUGACGCUUGUGAAUAUGGAAAAUUUGAAGAAAUGAAAUCAUUACUUAAAGAAUUUGAUGAAUACAUUAAAAAAAAUUUAUUCAUGUAG
Molecule: messenger RNA, 593 nt
Organism: Chrysoperla carnea
Lineage: Eukaryota; Metazoa; Arthropoda; Insecta; Neuroptera; Chrysopidae
Gene: Apf
Product: bis(5'-nucleosyl)-tetraphosphatase [asymmetrical]
Exons: 3
Coding region: 147-593 (148 amino acids)
Biological process (GO): AMP biosynthetic process; ATP biosynthetic process
Molecular function (GO): bis(5'-nucleosyl)-tetraphosphatase (asymmetrical) activity
Source: RefSeq, a predicted model, not a curated record